AAACGAAGUCUCUUUCACACUUGCCUUAUAAAAUCACAUCAAACCCUACUCUACUCUUUCUUCCUCUCUUUCCUUUUUGAGACUGCAAGUUGUUUGUUUGAUGAAGAGCAAACUUUUGGGUUUUUUUCAUUGAUAUCCAUGGAGAGAAAAGAGGAUCUGAAGAUGGAGGAUGUGUUGGUGAACUCAUCGUUUUCCGAUUACAUUUCAAGUAGUUUCCCAUUACAAAGUGUCUUUGAUUUCUGUUGUGAAGGAGAGACGAUGCCGUUAGGGUUCAUGGAGUUGCUGGGUGUUCAAGACUUGAAUCCUUCUUUAUUUGAUAUGGCGCAACAGGCUCCACCGGUAACCCAGAAAAUCGAGUCACCUGCAGAGGUUUUAAAUCAGCCUGCUACUCCCAACUUUUCCUCGAUUUCAUCAGCAUCAAGUGAGACCGUCAAUGAUGAGACUGUUAAAGUCGACGACCAAGAAGAAGACCAGCAAAAGACAAAGAAACAGUUGAAACCCAAGAAGACAAAUCAGAAGAGAGAGAGAGAGCCGAGAUUCGCGUUCAUGACAAAGAGCGAGGUCGAUCAUUUGGAAGAUGGGUACAGAUGGAGAAAGUACGGCCAAAAAGCUGUGAAAAACAGUUCCUUUCCUAGGAGCUAUUAUCGUUGCACCACACCCUCAUGUAACGUGAAGAAAAGAGUGGAGAGAUCUUUCACUGAUCCAAGCAUUGUGAUAACCACUUACGAAGGCAAACACAUUCAUCCUAUUCCAAUCAUGCCCCGUUCAAGUCUUCCUGCCGGCGUUCAUCUGAGUUCAGGAAUCUCCGCCGCCGGAGCCAGUAGUUUUGGUAUGGAAAUACAAAGGACUCCAUCUCACUAUCAGCAGCCGUUUGUGAAUACGUUGUCUGCUUUCAACUUUGGCCAAAAUGGUUCGUCCUUUAACCCCAGUUUUCUCCAUGAGAGGCGUUUUUGCAGCCCAGGACCGUCUUUGCUUAAAGACCAUGGACUGCUUCAGGACAUUGUACCACGCCAUAUGCUAAAAGAAGAGUAGAUUACACGUGCACAUGUAAAAAAGUUUCACUCGCUUACUUU
This is a messenger RNA of Hibiscus syriacus, 1073 nucleotides long. Its product is annotated as WRKY transcription factor 23-like. Gene Ontology annotation, molecular function: DNA-binding transcription factor activity; sequence-specific DNA binding. Bases 139 to 1032 code for a protein of 297 amino acids. The transcript has 3 exons. The record is from RefSeq and is a predicted model, not a curated record. Gene Ontology annotation, biological process: regulation of DNA-templated transcription. NCBI's taxonomy places the organism in Eukaryota, Viridiplantae, Streptophyta, Magnoliopsida, Malvales, Malvaceae.